This is a messenger RNA of Cervus elaphus (red deer), 2769 nucleotides long. It is a transcript of the gene CCM2L, whose product is annotated as CCM2 like scaffold protein. The record is from RefSeq and is a predicted model, not a curated record. Bases 78 to 1895 code for a protein of 605 amino acids. Gene Ontology annotation, biological process: heart morphogenesis. NCBI's taxonomy places the organism in Eukaryota, Metazoa, Chordata, Mammalia, Artiodactyla, Cervidae. The transcript has 11 exons.
AGAACAAAGGAACUGCGUGGGGGGAGAAGGUGGAGGGGUGGCCAGGAGGGUGGCAGGAGCGGAGGGGACGCUUCACCAUGGAAUAUGAAGUCAAGAAAGGGAAAAAGGGCUUUGUGUCCCCCAUCCGGAGGCUGGUGUUCCCCAAGGCUGCGCGCCGGGCAGCCUGUCGGAGCAGUGUGAGCCGCCGUCCCCUGCACUCGAUGCCCCUCUAUCCCCCCGACUACCUCAUCGACCCUCAGAUUCUGCUCUGUGACUAUCUGGAGAAAGAGGUCAAGUUCCUGGGCCACCUCACCUGGGUCACCUCCUCACUGAACCCUUCCAGCCGGGACGAGCUCCUGCAGCUGCUGGACACGGCCAGGCAGCUGAAGGAGCUGCCGCUGAAGACCACGGCGGAGCAGGACAGCAUCCUGAGCCUGUCGGCCCGCUGCCUGCUGCUCACCUGGCGCGACAACGAGGAGCUUAUCUUGCGUAUCCCCACGCACGAGAUUGCCGCCGCCUCCUACCUGCAGGACGACGCUCUGCACCUGCUGGUGCUGAAGACCGGUUUGGGCGUGGACCCGGUGCCAGCCGGCGUAGACGCCAGCCCCGGCGGGGCGGGGCGCGACCCGGGCCCGCCGGGCGUGGCGCCCGAGAAGCGGCGGGUGGGCACCACCGAGCGGCGCCACACCAUCUGCAGCCUGGACUGGCGGAUGGCGUGGGGCGGGGGCUCAGGCGCCGAGGCCCGGGCCGGGGGCGGCGGAGGCGGCGGCGGCGGCAGCCUGGAGCGCCAGCGCGCCGGGGCGCGGGCGUCGGGCAGCUGGGAGCGGCGGCAGACGUUCAGCGGCAGCUGGGAGCGGCGGCACGCCGGCGGCGGCGGCGGCGCGGGCAAGCCAGGCGGCAGCUGGGAGCGGAGGCAGGCGGGCGGCGGCGGUGGCAGCUGGGAGCGGCGCCACCCGGGCCCCAACCCGCUCGACCCGCAGGACCCCAGCCCCGACGCCUACUGCAACCUGGUCAUUCUGGCUGUGGCCAACAGGAGAAGGAAACAGACACAGAGGCUAAGCAACUUGUGCAAGGUCACGCAGGAAGCAGGCUGUGAUUUAACACUGGGACCCAGAAGUUCAGAGCCUGUACUCUUGGAUGCUGCCGAGGAGUCCUGCGCCCUCAUCUGUCAAGUCUUCCAGAUCAUCUACGGGGACCAGAGCAUUGAGUGUGUGGACCGGGCCGGCUACCACUACACAUCCACUCCUGAACGGCCGUGGCUCUGUAGCCGCAGUGAGAGCUGCCGCACUGACGGGACCUAUGCCUACGACGCUGACUUCAGCUGCUGCAGCUCCUUCAACAGCUCCCAGGACACGUUUGAAGCCUGUUACAGCGGCACGUCCACACCUUCUUUCCAUGGCUCCCACUGCAGCAGCAGCGACCACAGCGGCCUGGGCCUCGAGCAGUUACAGGAUUACAUGGUCACGUUGCGGACUAAGCUGGGGCCCCCAGAGAUCCAGCAGUUUGCGCUGCUGCUUCGGGAGUACCGGCUGGGGCUGCCCAUCCAGGACUACUGCGCAGGCCUGCUGAAGCUCUACGGAGACCGGCGCAAGUUCCUUCUGCUCGGGAUGAGGCCCUUCAUCCCGGACCAGGACAUCGGUUACUUCGAAGGCUUCCUGGAAGGCGUGGGCAUCCGCGAGGGCGGCAUCCUCACCGACAGCUUCGGCCGCAUCAAGCGCAGCAUGAGCUCCACGUCGGCGUCUGCGGUGCGCAGCUACGACGGCGCCCAGCGGCCGGAGGCGCAGGCCUUCCACCGGCUGCUGACAGACAUAACGCACGACAUCGAGGCGCUGGCCCCCGACGAUGACGAAAGCACGGACGAAGAGACCCGGGACUCCCCGGGCGGGGUCGACGCGGCCGAAGACAACUACCUGUAGCCUAUGCCGCCCUCCAUGCAGAGAGCGGGCAAGGGGUGGCCCCGCACCCCCGCCUCUGAGUCUCACGCUCCCUUGUCUGUGCUACUCCAUCCCCAGGAUCCCCUCCCCAGAACCCAACCUGGGGCUCCACGCUCCGGGCCCGGGGGCGGGGGGCGGGAGAUCGGAGGUCUGUCCCUACCGGGCCCCCCAGCUCUGGUCCCUGCAGUACCGAGAAUGUCCUGCAGGGGACGGGACUCUAACCGGGGCUCAGCAGCUCCCUCUGCCGGCCGAGGUGGGCGGAGAACUUCUCUUGAGGGUUCGGCCUCUGGACACUCGAGACUCCGCAACUUUCUGGAGGCCAAGCGAGGGGUGGAGAGUGUGCUCCACCUGCUGGCCGGUUGAGAAAAGAAUUCCCCGAGCCUGAAGACCUCUUUUCCUAUCUUACAGUUUGAGAAACUGAGGUUCAAAAGAAGAAACUGGAGGGAGUCUCCUGAUUCCCCUUAGAUAUUACCUCACGCUGGCCAUACUAAAUCAUGCAGAGGGUCUUUCUGAAGCUCUAAGAGUCAGGGUCUCCCCUUUGCAGAUGGACUUAGAUCUUUAGAUCUAAUAGAGGUUUCUUUCUACCAAGAGUCGACCCAGAGGUGCAUGAUCUGGGUCCCAGCCCUGACCCUAAGGCUCUGAACGAGUUGCUUGUUCAGAUCUUGCAAUUGGAGCGGGACAGGCUAGGCUCCCUGUCUGAUAGGUGUCCGAGCCUCUCCAUCUCUCCCAUUUUCUCUUCUGACCAGGAAGUCGGCCCCACCCACCUCACAAGGGGGUCAUAGGGAUUACUGACGGUCAAGACCUUAGUGCUAGGUCUAACACAUGAUAAGUGUUCAAUAAAUGCUGUUCCCUUCCA